Messenger RNA from Phalaenopsis equestris, 2488 nucleotides. Its product is annotated as BTB/POZ domain-containing protein At2g13690. The record is from RefSeq and is a predicted model, not a curated record. The transcript is spliced from 2 exons. NCBI's taxonomy places the organism in Eukaryota, Viridiplantae, Streptophyta, Magnoliopsida, Asparagales, Orchidaceae. Bases 267 to 1904 code for a protein of 545 amino acids.
CUCACUCUCUCACACACACACCCACGCACACUGCCUUCCGUCUCUGUCUCUGAUUGCACAGUCCCAACGCAGCUGAACACCGACGAGAUUCCUGGGAACAAAUAAAGGUGAAAGGGAGGAGGAGCGAGAGGGAAGCAAGAAUCCAAGCUUUGAGUCUGCAAAACCGAGGAAGCGACGUGGUCCUUACGUCUCCAAACCCCCAACUGCGUCCGGUAAAACUCCAACCAACCUAACCCUAAACCCCACCUCACUUGCGCCACUUUCCAAUGCUCCAUCCCGGCGGCAACCGCCGCUCCACUGCUUCUUCCGGCUGGAGGAGCUCUGGUUUCCGUGCCGCGUGGUGCUGCUCCUUCGCAGCCCCCCACAGCCCGGAUUGCCGCCCUUUGCCUCGCAAUCCUUGUAAGCAGCCUGACGCGGCAAAUUUGUCGGCUCCUAAGUUCAUUUCCACUGCUAACUCCUUACAUAGUUCUCCUUCCCCGAGCAGCAAGCUUGGCCGAGGCAUCAUAGACCCCCGCCGGAUUCUCUCCCCCGGACGGGUAUCUCCCAUCGAUUCCGAUGUCCCGCUUGUCCCCCUUCCUGAAAGGGCCGGUUCCUUUGUAGCCAUCGAAGAGCAGGAGAUCCCAUAUCCGCUGCCGUCCGGAGGAGAUUUUACAUGCCCCUCGAUGGAGGCGGAUUCUGGUGUGUGCGACCAGGAGAAGGGCUUGGAUUUGAAGCUCAAAUUGACUGGCAGGAACGGCAGGCGGCUGGUGAUGGAGAUGGAUUCAGGGGUUCUCUGCGCUAGUAGCUCGUAUUUUGCAACUACGGUUUUGAAAUCCCGCCCGAAAGUGUCCGAUACUCUCAAUGAUUGUUGGGAGAUCGAGAUCGAAGGAGUGGAGGAUUUGGACGUUUUCAGGGAGACAAUCGAAAUGAUGUACGAUAGGGACGAGAUGAAUUGGCUCAUGAAAGCGGGCGUGUCACGAGUAAUCGAUGUGCUCGAGGUAUCAGCCUCAAUCAUGUUCGACAGAGGUACGAGGUCCUGCUUGAAAUACUUAGAGGCGGUUCCAUGGAGCGAGCAUGAGGAGGAGAAGUUGAAAAGUUUGUUCUCAAGCUUCAAGUUUGAUGCAUCUAUAACUGAAGAAGUUCUGGCAAGGUUACACUCAGAAGGUCCUAGUGGCUCUGAAGAACUAGCUGUCCAGCUGAUAAAAUCCGUGGCUAAUGGUACUAAUGGUAAUGCGAGGAAGGAGCUGCAGGCUUUAGUGAAUGGUCUUUUGUCCAAGAGCUCUGUUUAUUCAAAAGAGCUUGCUGGUCUUAACAAGGAUAGCCUGUACAGCAUAUGCUGUACCUGCAUGAACUCACUGGUGGAGCUUUUUAAAGAAGCCUCGAGUUCUGUCCCCACCGAGCCAGGGAUAGCAAUUACGAAAGAACAGAGGCCACCAGUCGAGCGAGUCUCCAAACAAGUUGAAAACCUCAACUGGUUGCUCGACAUUCUAAUAGAGAAACAGAUGGCUGUGAAUUUUGUCUGCCUGUGGGGGGCACAAGAUGAGCUGGCCAGGCUUCAUCAGAGAACAUCACCUAUGAUAAGGUAUGAACUAAGCAGGAUCUCUGCAAGUGUGUUCAUGGCAAUGGGAAGGGGAAAGGUUCAGUGCUGUGGAGAUGCGAGGCACUCCGUGCUUUGUAGAUGGUUCAGGCCGUUGCUCCUGGACUUUGGGUGGAUACAGAGGUGUCCAAAGGGGCUUGACAUGAGGAUGUUGGAGGAAGGUCUGGGCCAGGCUAUCCUCACACUUCCUCUGAAGCAGCAGCAGACCCUCUUCGUAGAAUGGUUCCAGUUCUUUGGCACACAGGGUAGGGAGUGCCCUAAUCUGAGCAAAGCCUUCCAGGUUUGGUGGCGAAGAUCAUUUGUUAGAGGUGUAGAGACACACAGCUAGUUCCAACUGUGUCCCAUCUAAUAAUGCCUUGGUAGGUAGUCUUUGUUGUUAGGGUAGGAAAGUGGAUCAAUCAAAUAGUCAUCUCUGUUGUCCGGUGCCUUGAGAUUCCAUAUUUAGGGUUUGAGCUUCACCCAAUGUUCUGAAUGGAAGAAUGGGACGACAGUAUACAGCCAAAAUGACGUAGAUGAGUGUUUUCUUAUUGAAACUAUGGCUGCGAGCUCCAUGUUUUUAGCUGUGAGUUGUUUACAGUACUGCGUUUGGUCUUUUGAUGAGAAGCUGGACAUGAUAUUGCUUACAAAUCUGAAUCUGCUUUCAUGGCCCAGCAUUGCGUGCCAAUUACUUUGGGUGGGACUAAACUUUUAAGCAACUCAAUUCCAAUUGGGAGAAACUGCAUUUUGGGCAGAUGCCCAUAGGCUUACUCCGAAUCAGAUGAAUAAGGAUUUUCCGCUUGUAUUUUGGGUUAGACAUCAGCCUUGGUGGCUCGGAUGCUUGUGACUGCUCUUUAAGCUGACUACAUUGUACAAGUAACUUUGGAUGACUCGCUUAUGAGAUUAUUCAUAUAAUUUCGCGGCUUUCAUCUUAUG